Scomber japonicus (chub mackerel) is the source of this 1431-nucleotide messenger RNA. RefSeq names its product cell division cycle protein 20 homolog B-like. Gene Ontology annotation, cellular component: anaphase-promoting complex. The coding region runs from base 1 to 1431 and encodes 476 amino acids. Gene Ontology annotation, biological process: positive regulation of anaphase-promoting complex-dependent catabolic process; positive regulation of ubiquitin protein ligase activity; anaphase-promoting complex-dependent catabolic process. The transcript has 11 exons. The record is from RefSeq and is a predicted model, not a curated record. Lineage: Eukaryota; Metazoa; Chordata; Actinopteri; Scombriformes; Scombridae. Gene Ontology annotation, molecular function: ubiquitin ligase activator activity; anaphase-promoting complex binding; protein binding.
AUGAAACCAGAUGACCUUUCUCUAAAGCUCACAGAGGUACAAAACGAUGGACAUCGCACAUCAUACAAACGCUUCAGGAGGCGAAUCAUCCAGAAGAGCAGCAGAGAGGGUCCUGCUGCCAGUACACCUCUGUCCACUGGGCGGCAGUAUGAACCAGAUUUUGAGUUUGACUCUGUCUGUCAGAGACUGGAGCUGGAUUCACCUCAGAGACACCAUGAACCAGCACCGAGAGGACUACAUCGAAACCAAGAUUCGGCUUCAUCAGAGGUGACGUUGGCAGGAGUCGGAUCUCACUGCAGCACUGGGACAACACAGAUCAUGCAUGCCAGGAGACAGCCCAUCACGGAAAAUACUCCAAAACAGGGAUGGGUGUGGACAGCUGCAGUACAUGAACAUGGAAAUGCACAAGAGUGGAAGAGUGGCUCUGAUGAUAACAUAACAAAUGAUCUGCAGCCGUUUGCCAUUCUGAACAAAGCAUCAGUGACUGUGCAGGGAAAGUCAGUGAUGAAGUUGGCGGCGCCAUCGCUGCUGAACGACUAUUACUCUAAUCUUCUCGACUGCAGUUGUAAUGGUAUGAUUGCAUUAGCCCUGGGCUCUUCUGUUUACCUUUGGAAUUCAGAAACUCGUGCUCUGGUGGGAUAUUUGAACCUGAGUCAACAACUAGGACGACCAUGCCAUCAGACUCUAUCGUCUAUCUCGUCUCUGUGCUGGAGCACAGAUGGCCGAGCUCUCUGUAUUGGCACCAGGCGAGGGGACUUGCAGGUAAAUUUGUGGGAUGUUGAACAAAAACAGAAUAUGAGCUGUCUGACAUCACACCUGUCUGUGGUUAGCGCUCUUUCCUGGAAACAGCACUUAGUCAGCAGCGGCUCUGUCCUCGGACAUAUCCAUCACCAUGACCCUCGAGCUCCAACACCUCUGGUAGGUGCAGCCGUCCAGCAGGAGGGUCUCUGUAGCCUGCAGUGGUCACCAGGAAAUGACUGGCUGGCCAGCGGCUCCACAGACGGCCUCCUUCGUAUAUGGGAUAGUGACAUCACAGGGUCACAUCAACCAAUCACUAUAAUGAAGCAGCCCAGUGCAGUUAAGGCGAUGGGAUGGUGUCCAUGGCAGAGAAAGAUGAUCGCUACAGGAGGCGGAUGGAAAGAUAGAGAGCUGAGAAUCUGGGACACACAGUCAGGGACUUGUGUUACUUCAGCCGAUACAAACUCUCAGAUCUGUUCUCUACGGUGGGAAGAGAAGAAGUGUCGCCUGGUGACAGGUCAUGGCCUCCCCCAACACCAUGUCAUCUGCUGGGACUGGGUGUUGUCCUCACUUAGCCCGAGCUACCAUCUCACUGGUCAUUCAGAUCGUGUCCUGCACUUGGCCUUAAAUCCUGAUGGAACACAGAUUUUCUCUGCUGGAGCAGACCAAUGCCUUCACAUCUGGCACAUGUAA